Messenger RNA from Recurvomyces mirabilis, 594 nucleotides. RefSeq lists its product as uncharacterized. The transcript is spliced from 3 exons. Lineage: Eukaryota; Fungi; Ascomycota; Dothideomycetes; Mycosphaerellales; Teratosphaeriaceae. The record is from RefSeq and is a predicted model, not a curated record. Bases 1 to 594 code for a protein of 197 amino acids.
AUGGCAGUUGCAGGUAAUUCUGCGAAGAGUGCCGUCUCCAGGCUGGGGCGUGACUCGCAGGCUAAGACAUAUCUGAAAUACACUGUACAACCUACCGGCUUCUGGAAAAGGGUCAAUGACUUCCUGGCCGUCGACUCCAGUCGCUCGAGCGGUGUCCCCAUGAACCCACAAUUCCGCAACCCUACACCCGGCGGUAACGACCCUUCACUCUACAGCGAUGCAGUCACUGUACCCGCCGCAGAUCUUGCCGAGAACCCAUACUGGAAGCGCGAUGUACGAAGACAGUACCCACAAAUGUCUGUCGUCAGGCAGCCGGAUGUUGUCGGACUGUUGACAGUCGGCUCUGCCGCAGCACCCAAGGAGGACGUUUUGCAAAUAGGGGACGCCGGUGCUAAGCAGCUUGUAUCGGUCAAAGAGGAGGGCGAGAAAGGACUCAGCCAGUACUUCGAGAAGGACAAGAGCGCGUUCAAGGCUUUGAUGGGUCCCAAUGGCCUCCCACCACUACCUGCCUCCCGACACCCCAAAGGCAAACGAUACGAGAUGCUCAAAGACCAGUCAUACGGGUCGAACUACCCAUGCCGGACAUUCGAGUAG